CUGGAAGUUUGACAAGUAGAUAAUUAGGUGUAUAUUAAGUGUUUGCAGCCUAUCUCCAAUUUACAAACCGUUGUGUUAAUGUAGAUGAUAUCUGAUAAUAUGAAGAAUACAAACAAUUACUCUCAAUGUGGACACAAAACAAAAAAUAUACAUUUACAUAAAAUGUCUGGAACUAUAGAAAAAGAAGGGACAAUGGACUUGAAUUGGUGGCUUUUAUUUGGGAUCAUUGUAAUACUUACAGCAGGGACAAGAUUUUACAAAGUUACAGAACCACAGCAUGUUUGUUGGGAUGAAACUCAUUUUGGUAAAAUGGGAAGCUGGUACAUAAACAGAACAUUUUUUUUUGAUGUUCAUCCACCUCUUGGGAAAAUGUUAAUAGCAUUAUCUGGAUAUGUAACUGGAUAUGAUGGAACAUUUCCCUUUGAAAAACCAGGAGAUAAGUUUGAAAAUGUUAAAUAUGUUGGUAUGAGAAUUUUUUGUACAUUUUUAGGUGCAACGAUAGUUCCUCUAUCAUAUCUCAUUGUAUGGGAUUUAACAAAAUCUAUUCAAGCAGCUGCAUUUUCUGCACUAUUUAUUUUAUUUGAUGUGGGAUUAUUGACAUUAAAUCAAUACAUUUUGUUGGAUCCUAUAUUAUUAUGUUUUAUGAUGUGUGCAACUUGGGGAAUGGCUCAUACAGGUUCUCUUCGUGAUGAGUCAUUUACAUGGAAAUGGUGGGGUUGGUUAUCAUUCACAGGAAUUUCUCUUGCUUGUACAAUUAGUGUAAAAUUUGUUGGUUUGUUUGUUGUUUUAUUAGUUGGACUUAAUACUGCUUUUGAAUUAUGGAGAGAAUUAGGAGACCUCACAAAAUCUAUGAUAAACGUAGGGAAACAUUUGUUAGCUCGGUGCAUUUGUCUCAUCUUUAUCCCGAUAUUAUUAUACAUGUUGUUCUUUUACAUUCAUCUUACUGUAUUAAAUAAAAGUGGAAGUGGAGAUGGAUUUUAUAGUUCUGAGUUUCAAUCCUUAUUAGAAGGAAAUUCUUUAUACAAUGCAACAAUGCCACGACAGUUAGCUUAUGGAGCUACAAUCACAUUGAAAAAUCAUAGAACUGGUGGAGGAUAUUUACAUUCUCAUUGGCACCUUUAUCCAGAAGGCGUAGGAGCUAGACAACAACAAAUUACAACUUAUUCGCAUAAAGAUGAUAAUAAUUUAUGGUUAGUAAAAAAAUUUGAUACUGACGAUAUAUCGUCGGAGCCAGAACUAGUAAAACAUGGUGAUCUUAUACGCUUAGAACAUGUUAUUACCCAUCGAAAUUUGCAUUCGCAUAAAGAGAUUGCUCCUGUUUCUAAGAAACACUAUCAAGUUACGGGAUAUGGCGAAAAUGGUACUGGUGAUGCUAACGAUAUAUGGAAGGUUUUAAUAGGAAACGGCAAAGAUGGCGAUGUAGUUGAAACUGUAACAAGUAAAUUAAAAUUUGUACAUUAUUUACACCAUUGCGUUUUAACAUGCAGCGGUAAAACAUUGCCAAAGUGGGCGUAUAACCAACAAGAAGUCUCCUGUAAUCCAAACAUGAGAGACAAGAAUGCAUUGUGGAACAUUGAAGACAAUAAUUAUGCGAAAUUACCAAAUGUCAGUUUUCAAGUAUAUGCACCUGGAUUCUUAGAUAGGUUUCUAGAGUCACAUGCAGUAAUGUUGCAAGGAAAUUCUGACUUGAAAAUUAAGGAAGGGGAAGUGUCAUCGCGUCCUUGGCAGUGGCCUAUUAAUUACAGGGGUCAAUUUUUUUCUGGAAACAGUUUGAGGAUAUAUUUACUAGGUAAUCCAAUCAUAUGGUGGAGCAAUAUUGUAUUUUUAAUACUUUUUAUCAUACUAUACGUCCAUGCUUGCGUGAGACAACAACGCGAUUGCGUAGAAACUCCUGCUGUCCUUAAACAAAGGGAUAAAAUAUUAAAUGCAGGAAAAUGGCUUUUUAUUGGUUGGCUCUUGCAUUAUGUACCAUUCUGGGCAAUGAGUAGAGUUUUAUACUUCCAUCAUUAUUUCCCAGCUCUGUUGUACAGUUCAAUGUUAACUGGAACCACUUUAAAUUAUAUUAUCGAAAAUUUACUUAUUUUAUUUCCAAAUAAAGUUGGAAAUGUUAUAUAUCAUACAAUAGUGGGGAUUGUUGUUUCAAGUAGCAUAUACAGCUUCUACUUGUUUUCUCCAUUGGCUUAUGGAAUGGUUGGUCCCUCUUCACUAGACUCUGACAGUCCAAUGCAUUCUUUAAGAUGGAUGGAUACUUGGGAAUUUUAAUAAAGACUGUUUAAAAGUGUUCUAAUAUUUUUAAAUUCACGAAAGAGUAAUAUAAAAUGGUAAAAUCAAUACUUAUAUUAACAAAAUAUGAGAAAUAUAUGACUUGUACAUAUCAAUAAAUUUUUAUACGUAUAUAUAUGAAUAUAAAAAAUGCCUUAUAAA
This is a messenger RNA of Bombus terrestris (buff-tailed bumblebee), 2424 nucleotides long. It is a transcript of the gene twisted, whose product is annotated as protein O-mannosyl-transferase 2. NCBI's taxonomy places the organism in Eukaryota, Metazoa, Arthropoda, Insecta, Hymenoptera, Apidae. Bases 85 to 2262 code for a protein of 725 amino acids. The record is from RefSeq and is a predicted model, not a curated record. Gene Ontology annotation, molecular function: dolichyl-phosphate-mannose-protein mannosyltransferase activity. Gene Ontology annotation, biological process: protein O-linked glycosylation via mannose. The transcript is spliced from 15 exons. Gene Ontology annotation, cellular component: membrane; endoplasmic reticulum.